Molecule: messenger RNA, 906 nt
Organism: Erigeron canadensis
Lineage: Eukaryota; Viridiplantae; Streptophyta; Magnoliopsida; Asterales; Asteraceae
Exons: 2
Coding region: 1-906 (301 amino acids)
Source: RefSeq, a predicted model, not a curated record
AUGCUCUCGAAGUGGUUUUGGAGAUACAAAAAUGAACCCGAUGCUCUUUGGAGGAAGGUUAUAGAUGCGCUUCAUGUUUCUAAUAGAAGCUGGAAUUCUGUUCCAGUUAAAGCCUCUCUAUCGGGGGUUCGGAAAACAAUUGUCGGGGUGGUGGAUAAGUUCAAGGUGGAGGAAAGAAGGUUACCAAAUUUAUUCAAAGGAGUUUGUGGCAACGGAGACAAUAUUCGUUUUUGGCUUGAUAAUUGGAUCAGUGAUGUUUGUUUGAAAGAUUUAUUUCCUUCUAUAUUCAAGAUGGAAAAAAAUAAAAAGUACGUGCAAGGGUGGUACUCGAUGCCUUUGAAUGGCGAUAUGAUAAAUGAAUGGAUUAGUUUUCGUAAUUUGGUGGAUGUUGUUCGACUAUCUGAUGAUACUGAUAAAUGCGUUUGGCUUAGCGAUUCCAAUGAGAGAUUCUCGGUGAAAAGUGCAAAAGAUUUUGUUAGAAGCAAGACGAGCGUUAAUGGGAGAUUCGUGUUUAAAUGGGCAAAAGGGGUGCCAAAAGAGUGUAAUAUAUUUAUGUGGCGGACUUCUCUUAAUAGGAUACCUACUUAUAAAGCUCUCCAGGUACCUAAUUGUAAUUUUGGCUCUACGUUGUGUGGAUUAUGCAACUCAUGGGACGAAACCAUUGAACACAUAUUGUGCCACUGCCAUGUUGCUGCAUCCAUUUGGGAUCACAUUAGUAUGUGGUGUAAGGUGGAUUCGAUAUUUGUUUCUUCAGUCAAGGAUAUUAUCGAGUUGUCUAGCAAAGUUAAUCUUGAUAAGAAGUCGAGGAAGGUUUUCAAGUGUAUCGUGUUCGUAACGCGUUGGUGCCUUUGGAAGGCAAGGAACGAGAAGGUCUUUGACAAUGCAACGAUUACUAUUGAAUAUUGA